CGCCCUGCGCCUCGGGGGGCGGGACGCGCGGCCAUGAGCGCCCGCCGCGCCGCGCCGCCCGACCGCGAGCGGCGAGUCCGGAGCACGCUGAAGAAAGUCUUUGGGUUCGAGGCGUUUAAGACGCCUCUGCAGGAGCAGGCGACCAUGGCGGUGGUGAAAGGUGACAAGGACGUCUUUGUGUGCAUGCCUACAGGCGCAGGCAAGUCCCUGUGCUAUCAGCUUCCUGCCCUGCUGGCCAAAGGCAUCACCCUUGUGGUCUCGCCUCUCAUUGCUUUGAUUCAGGACCAAGUGGACCACCUGCUGGCCCUGAAGGUGUGCGUGAGCUCUCUGAACUCCAAGCUCUCAGCCCAGGAGAAGAAGGAGCUGCUCUCCGACCUGGAGCGCGAUCAGCCCCGCACCAAACUUCUGUACAUCACGCCAGAGAUGGCGGCUUCGGCCUCCUUCCAGCCCACCCUCAACUCCCUACUGUCCCGCCACCUGCUCUCCUACCUGGUGGUGGACGAAGCUCACUGUGUUUCCCAGUGGGGCCAUGACUUCCGGCCCGACUACCUGCGUCUGGGUGCCCUGCGCACCCGCCUCGCCCAGACUCCAUGUGUGGCUCUGACGGCCACGGCCACGCCACAGGUCCAGGAGGAUGUGUUUGCCACCCUGCGCCUGAAGCAACCCGCCGCCACCUUCAAGACCCCCUGCUUCCGAGCCAACCUCUUCUAUGAUGUGCAGUUCAAGGAGCUGCUUUCUGACCCCUACGCAAACCUCAGGGACUUCUGCCUGAAGGCUCUUGGGAAGAAGGCUGAUAACGGGGUGUUGGCCGGCUGUGGCAUUGUCUACUGCCGAACCCGAGAGGCCUGCGAACAGCUGGCCAUAGAGCUCAGUUACAGGGGUGUGAAUGCCAAGGCAUACCAUGCAGGGUUGAAGGCUUCAGAAAGGACGCUGGUGCAGAAUGAGUGGAUGGAGGAGAAGGUCCCUGUGAUUGUCGCCACCAUUAGCUUCGGGAUGGGAGUGGAUAAAGCCAAUGUCAGGUUUGUGGCCCACUGGAACAUCGCCAAAUCCAUGGCUGGUUACUACCAGGAGUCGGGCCGGGCAGGCAGGGACGGGCAGCCCUCGUGGUGCCGUCUCUAUUACUCCAGGAGUGACAGGGACCAAGUCAGCUUCCUCAUCAGGAAGGAAGUAGCGAAACUCCAGGAAAAGAGGGGGAACAAACCAUCUGACAAAGCUUCUGUGCUGGCCUUCGAGGCCCUGGUGGCCUUCUGUGAAGAAUCGGGGUGCCGCCACGCUGCCAUCGCCAAGUACUUUGGGGAUGCUGUGCCAGCCUGCCCCAAGGGCUGCGACUACUGCCGGAGCCCCGCGGCCGUGCGCAGGCAGUUGGACGCCCUGGAGCGCAGUGGUGGCCGCACCCCUAGCACCAGCGUGGGGCCCACCCGGACCGGCAACUUCGACCCAGAGCUCUACGAGGGUGGCCGCAGGGGCUACGGAGGCUUCAGCAGGUACGAUGAAGGCUCUGGAGGCAGCGGGGACGAGGCCCGAGACGAGGCCCAGAAGCGGGAGUGGAACCUCUUCUACCAGAGGCAGAUGAGCCUGCGCAAGGGCAAGGACCCCAAGACGGAAGAGUUCGUUCCCCCAGAUGAGGACUGCCCGCUGAAAGAGGCCUCCAGCAGGAAGAUCCCCAAGCUGACCGUGAAGGCCCGGGAGCACUGCCUACGCCUCCUGGAGGAGGCUCUGAGCGACAACUGCCAGGCCACAGGCUCUUCUAUAGGACCCACUCUCCAGGCUGAGGCAGUGGAACUGGAGCACCAGGCAUUCCGGAGUGCCAGGCUGGCCACCGUGUACAAGGCCAGCAUGCUGAAGAAGGUGGCCGAGAUCCACAGAGCCUCCCAGAACCGGCAGCCCUACUGUGUGCCAGACACCACCGGCAGCCGAGGGGCCCAGCCCGCACCCCCAGAGCCUGAUGAAUACGACAUCCCGCCCGCCUCUCACUCGCUCAAACCCAAGCGGGUGGGAGCCGGGUUCCCCAGAGGCGCCCACGCUUUCCAGACAGCGUCUGAGCUGCUGGAGAAGACACAGGCCGAGAGCCCCAGGCCCGAGAAGGGGGACCCACAGGAGCCCCCCAGCCAGCCACACAGACCCCAGGAUGAGGACAGCAGUGAGUCCCUCCCAGGGCCUCCAGAAGAGAUCCCCCAAAGCAGCGCACACAGUGGGGGUCCCUCCCCCAGCACGAAGGCAUCAGGAGCAUCCAGGGCUAAGGGCCGCCCCAAGAAGCAGCAGCUCCUGGCCUCGGCAGCCCUCAGGGACUCGCAGGACAUCACCCGCUUCCUGGCCCCACCCGCACCUGCUGGCACCCCUGGGGAGAAGGGGCUGGGUGCUCCGGGACACACAGCUACCCCCUCUCGGGCUGAGGAAUGCACCAGGGAUGGGCUGAGAGACCAGGGCCCCCCUGAAGGCCAGCCCAGCCCCACACAGGAGCCCCAGAGGGCCAAGCGGCCCAGACCCAAGCAGGAGAGCCCUGGCAGCGGAACCCAGAAGAGGCAGUGCACCCCUGCCAAGAGCCCCGGGGCUGAGGGUUGUGUCGGCACCUCGAAACCCAGAGCCCCGGGGGACAGUGAGCCCUCAGCUCCCAGCGUGUCCCUGAAGGAGGCCGCCGGCGUCGUGGUCCGAUGCUUGACCCCCUUCUACAAGGAGGGCAAGUUUGCAUCCAAGGAGCUGUUCAAAGGCUUUGCCCGGUGUCUGUCACAUUCGCUGGCCCAGCAGCCCUCUCUGGGGAGGAGCAUGAAGCAGCAGGCCCAGCACCUCAUCGAGCAGUUCUUCCACGGCCGGGCGCGGUGCGAGAGCGAAGCCGAGUGGCAUGACCUGUGGGGCCCCCGGAGGUGACCCAUGCCCUGAGGACCUUCCCUGGAUCCCCCCAGCAAGGCGUAUCCCGGCGGGAAGACCCACCAGCCGCUGACUCUCAGGAACCCCCCCUCCCCGCUAUACGGCCCUCAAGGCCAGAGGGCGGCCACAGGCCAGCUGCCCCACAGCCAGGAGGCUUACUCAGGAAGUGCCCUUGAG
Sorex fumeus (smoky shrew) is the source of this 3042-nucleotide messenger RNA. RefSeq names its product RecQ like helicase 5 (gene RECQL5). Lineage: Eukaryota; Metazoa; Chordata; Mammalia; Eulipotyphla; Soricidae. The coding region runs from base 34 to 2865 and encodes 943 amino acids. The transcript has 19 exons. Gene Ontology annotation, molecular function: ATP binding; four-way junction helicase activity; nucleic acid binding. Gene Ontology annotation, biological process: double-strand break repair via homologous recombination. Gene Ontology annotation, cellular component: chromosome; cytoplasm. The record is from RefSeq and is a predicted model, not a curated record.